Molecule: messenger RNA, 1841 nt
Organism: Ornithorhynchus anatinus (platypus)
Lineage: Eukaryota; Metazoa; Chordata; Mammalia; Monotremata; Ornithorhynchidae
Gene: ATG5
Product: autophagy related 5
Exons: 8
Coding region: 203-1030 (275 amino acids)
Biological process (GO): nucleophagy; cellular response to nitrogen starvation; autophagosome assembly
Cellular component (GO): Atg12-Atg5-Atg16 complex; phagophore assembly site membrane; cytoplasm
Source: RefSeq, a predicted model, not a curated record
CGCCAUCGCUGGGGGCUUCAGUGCGGCUGCGCGAGUUUUCCCGGCCGGGUCCCUCGCAGCCCCGCCGGUCGUCCUCCCUGCUCCGCUCCUCUUCCGCUCCUCCUCCCCGCCGCCGCCGCCGCCGCCGCCGCCGGCGGAGUGUCAGCGUGGCUUUGGUGGAAGAAGACUCCAGUCUAUAUGUGCCGCCCUACUCACGGGAAGAAUGACAGAUGACAAAGAUGUGCUUCGAGAUGUGUGGUUUGGGCGAAUACCGACAUGCUUCACGCUCUAUCAGGAUGAGAUAACUGAAAGAGAAGCAGAACCGUAUUAUUUGCUUUUACCAAGAGUGAGCUACCUAACCCUCGUAACUGACAAAGUGAAAAAGCACUUUCAGAAGGUUAUGAGACAAGAGGAUAUUAAUGAAAUAUGGUUUGAGUAUGAAGGCACCCCGCUGAAAUGGCAUUAUCCCAUCGGUUUGCUCUUUGACCUACUUGCAUCAAAUACAGCCCUUCCUUGGAACAUCACCGUGCACUUUAAGAGCUUUCCUGAGAAGGACCUCCUGCACUGUCCAUCCAAGGAUGCUAUCGAAGCCCAUUUUAUGUCUUGUAUGAAGGAGGCCGAUGCUUUAAAGCACAAGAGUCAAGUCAUCAAUGAAAUGCAGAAGAAAGACCACAAGCAGCUCUGGAUGGGAUUACAGAAUGACAAAUUUGACCAGUUUUGGGCCAUUAACCGGAAACUAAUGGAGUAUCCUGCAGAAGAUAAUGGAUUCCGGUACAUCCCAUUUAGAAUAUAUCAGGCAACAACUGAGCGGCCUUUCAUUCAGAAAUUGUUUCGUCCAGUUGCUGCGGACGGGCAAGUGCACACUCUCGGAGAUCUCCUCAAGGAAGUUUGCCCUUCUGCAAUCAUUCCUGAAGACUCUGAACAGAAGCAGCAAGUGAUGAUCCAUGGAAUUGAACCGAUGCUGGAGACCCCUCUGCAGUGGCUGAGCGAGCAUCUGAGCUACCCUGAUAAUUUUCUCCACAUCAGUAUCGUCCCCCAGUCCACGGAUUGAAGGAUUCCCCUGACGCCCCACCCACCCACUCAUCCCCCCCAGCCCCUCCUGCCCUGACCCUUCUGACUCCCAGAAGCCCCCGACCCUGGAAUCGACACAGAGUGUGUCAGCCUCUGACUUCAGGGGGACUCCGGGGACACCGGCGGGCAGGGGCAACCUGACCAGCCAAGUCUCUAGGCUGCAGCCACCAUGCAGGAAGGAGGAGCCCUCUCCAGAUAAGGGCAGUUGGCCUGGUCUUUCUUUGCAGCACCUCUGUCCUCUUCCCUCCUCCUUCCAACUUUGCCUCCUCCUCCUCUUUUCCUCCUCCUCCAUCUCUUACUCCUCCCCCCCAUUCCUCCUCCCCUCCCUCCUCUCCACCACUUCUGCCGUCAUUAAACCUCAGCUGCAACGUGAAAACCUUCGUGGGGCCACGGCAAGUCUUCUGUUUUUCUGUAAAAUAGCGGCUGAAACCAUCCGGCGAAGGGAGUGGAUAUGGAACAAGGGUCCUUUGCUAUGGGUCUCUGAUUAGCAAAUAAACAGGGGUAUCCCCUAAUGGGACCGGGGUUGAACUUGAGGUCGAGGCAGUGGAAAAUCGGUUAAAUUUUCAAGCAAAUCAGACCCAAGAAAGUAAAAGAGAAAUUCUGUUGUCAAAAACUUGCAGUAAUUUUUUGUAAAAGAUCCAAUUACAGUAAGCCAGUCUCUCCUCGGUGAAAGUUUCCUAUGUUUACAGUGUGUCUAUUGGUAUGCAAACAUCUUUUAACUUUGAUACUGAGCAGUGAGAGAGAUUUUUCAAUAAAACAGUGAACCGUGUCUUGUCACUGUAGAACACGCA